Coregonus clupeaformis (lake whitefish) is the source of this 3223-nucleotide messenger RNA. Its product is annotated as nucleoporin NUP35-like. The transcript is spliced from 9 exons. Gene Ontology annotation, biological process: regulation of DNA-templated transcription; NLS-bearing protein import into nucleus; nuclear pore organization. Gene Ontology annotation, molecular function: single-stranded DNA binding; phospholipid binding; structural constituent of nuclear pore. The record is from RefSeq and is a predicted model, not a curated record. Gene Ontology annotation, cellular component: nuclear pore nuclear basket; nuclear pore central transport channel; nuclear membrane. Lineage: Eukaryota; Metazoa; Chordata; Actinopteri; Salmoniformes; Salmonidae. The coding region runs from base 1345 to 2274 and encodes 309 amino acids.
CUUGGCAACGCUUUGAAUUUACGAACGGACAAUCUGGCAAUGCUCUGAAUUUACGAACGGACAAUCUGGCAAUGCUUUGAAUUUACGAACGGACAAUCUGGCAAUGCUUUGAAUUUACGAACGUACAAUCUGGCAAUGCUCUGAAUUUACGAACGGACAAUCUGGCAAUGCUCUGAAUUUACGAACGCCCAGAGCGCACUCUGACACUCCUGAUUGAAUUUACGAACACACCCUACCAGACAUUCUCGCCUCAGCAACCUCCUGUGCCAGAGGCGCAAUAUCGAGAGACUUCCAGGAACAGUUGCCAAACAGACCAGGCCCGGGUUUGAGAAGUCAAUGAUAGAACUGAAAAAGUCUCCAUUAGUUCUUAAUGUUAUUACUCCAACCUCCGUGAAAGAGACGUUUUCAAAACUGUUGCCCGCCUACAGGGAAAAUAUCGGACCGCUAGUAUAGGACUAGUAAAGGCCCAAUGCACUACUUUGGUCAAGAAAAACAAAACAAAUAUUUGUUCAGAUUUUUCAGGGGUUGCUGCAGCACCCUACUUCGGCUUUACACUUUCUGAAAAUGGCUAGCUUCUAGCUAAUAAAUCAAUGUUGUUUUCCCUACCCUCAAGGAAACAUCCCACCACAUUGGCCUGAAUACAGAACCACAGACUGUAAGAGAAAGGACACAGCCCAGCGAGUUAGCAGAACCACAGACUGUAAGAGAAAGGACACAGCCCAGCGAGUUAGCAGAACCACAGACUGUAAGAGAAAGGACACAGCCCAGCGAGUUAGCAGAACCACAGACUGUAAGAGAAAGGACACAGCCCAGCGAGUUAGCAGAACCACAGACUGUAAGAGAAAGGACACAGCCCAGCGAGUUAGCAGAACCACAGACUGUAAGAGAAAGGACACAGCCCAGCGAGUUAGCAGAACCACAGACUGUAAGAGAAAGGACACAGCCCAGCGAGUUAGCAGAACCACAGACUGUAAGAGAAAGGACACAGCCCAGCGAGUUAGCAGAACCACAGACUAAGAGAAAGGACACAGCCCAGCGAGUUAGCAGAACCACAGACUAAGAGAAAGGACACAGCCCAGCGAGUUAGCAGAACCACAGACUGUAAGAGAAAGGACACAGCCCAGCGAGUUAGCAGAACCACAGACUGUAAGAGAAAGGACACAGCCCAGCGAGUUAGCAGAACCACAGACUAAGAGAAAGGACACAGCCCAGCGAGUUAGGUGACGAACUAACGCGCCAUUUCCGACAGAAUUUGAAAACUUGAGGCGCAUCUUCAACUUCGCUAGUUUCUCUGGUGUCUCGCUGUUCCAAGGUUUUGUACAAUCGGUGGUCCUUAGGUUUAGUAUGGAAUUCCAAGGCACGGAACUAAUGACUCUGGGUUCCCCAACAUCACCCAAGCCCGGCCCGGGUGCCCAGUUUCUCCCCGGAUUUUUGAUGGGGGAUCUGCCGGCACCUGUCACACCCCAGCCUCGGUCAUUUGGGGUCAUGGAUAUGAGGUCACCACUUCAAACAGGUGGCUCUACCCCUCAACCCGUGGUUCCUACACCCAAAGACAAGAGUGGGGCCCCUCCGGUCAGGAGUAUCUACGAUGACCUCUCCAGUCCUGCUGUAGGGAUGUCCCCUAUGGGCGCACAUAAACAGCCCUUCUCAAUGAUGCACACCCCACUGUCUGGUUAUAUGGCAGUUACACCAGGAACAGCAUCCAGUAUAUUUAGUCCUGCUACCAUCGGACAGCAGGCGAAGUCAACAAUGUCUCCAGCCCAAGUAGACCCUUUCUUCACUCAGGGAGAUGCACUGUCUUCCGAAGACCGUCUAGAUGAUACUUGGAUCACUGUGUUUGGGUUCCCUCCUGCCGCCGCAUCUUAUAUUCUGUUGCAGUUUGCCCAGUAUGGAAACAUAAUGAAACACGUGAUGUCCAACACUGGUAACUGGAUGCACAUUCAAUAUCAGUCUAAACUCCAAGCAAGAAAAGCACUAAGUAAAGAUGGGAAGAUUUUUGGCGAGGCUAUAAUGAUUGGUGUUAAACCAUGCAUUGAUAAGAAUGUGAUGGAGAGCUCAGACCGAGGUGCUACCUUCUCCGGCUCAGUAUUUACUCCUCCAGUCAGAAACGGAACCCCAGGCCACCAUGUCUCUACACCACGCCCCUCUAUGAGGCCCCUCAGUGCAGCCUACAAGGCCUCCAGCAGUGACUACCAGGUGGUGGCAGACGGACAGACCCCAAGGAAAGAUGAUAGUUUGGUUUCCAAAGCGAUGGAGUACAUGUUUGGCUGGUGAGAUCUUCCAAUGGCUGAACGCUUCAUGUUAAGACUGGAUGACCAACAGCAGACUUCUGUCACCACCAUAUUGUGGAGUCUGCGUUUCCGUCCCAAAUGGUACCCCGAUAGCCCGAUUUUGACCCUGGUCAAAAGUAAUGCACCACAUAGGGAAUAGGGUGCCAUUAGUGAAGCAUCCGGCGUGUUACUGAUUUUCUAACCAAGCCAUGUGGAUAUCCUCGACCCUGUGACUACAGUGCUCUAUGUGGUGAUUGAGUGGGCAGGAGUUUUGACUAGACGGACACCGGAUAUUGUACGUUCGCGUCGAGUGAAGUGUUUUUGUGCAGACAUCACGGUGCUGACCUGACAAACGCAGACCUACACAAAGUACCAUAUUUUCUUGGUUUUUCAAAAUCUUUAUUUGCCACUUGUCCUCUUGAGGAGAAUUGAAGGGCUUCUGUCAUAUGAGAUGAUGUUGAUGUGGAAUGAAUCACACACAAUGAAGACAUGGUUAUUUCACAAAUGUCCCUAUUUCCUAUGUAGUGUACUACUUUUGACCGGUGCCCAUAAGGGUCAAAAUUAGUGCAAUAUGUAAGGAAUAAGGUGCCGUUUGGGACACGUGGCCUACCUACAGUACGGUAUCUGAACUAAGCGAUGCUUUGACAAUUAGAAAUCAAGGUUGAACAUCACUAUCCUAUGUUUGGUUAGAGUGAGAUGGUGCAGGUUGUUGGUUUUUCUGCCUGGUUCGUUUAGUAAACAACGUUCAAUAUAACAGGAUCAGAGUUAAGAAUUGUGAUUUUUUUUAUAUAGAAAUGGCUUUUGUGUGCUGUCAAACAUUUACUCUUUUAAAAGAUGAUCUCACAAAGCUGUCAGUGUACCACAUUCCUUUUAUCCAUCUACUGUCUCCACUCUCUACUAUGGCUGCUGUCUCUACUCUGCUGUCUCUACUAUGGCUGCUGUCUCUACUCUGC